AGGAGAAGCCUUUGGAGCGGCUACUUAAUGCCGGUCCCGGGGCCGCGGGCACUCAGAGAAGCGCCGUCGGGCGGGGGGGCGACGAGGGGCGCUGGAGGAGCCCUCGAGCUGGAGGCAGAGAGCCGCGGGGGGUGGGUGGGAGGAACUUCUUCCAGAACCUUCCUCGGGACCGGGCUGCUCUUUGAGCCAGGCACCACAUACGAAUUUGGAGAGGGCGACCCCGGGGUCGCGAGAUGGAAGCGCACGUCCGGGAGGCUGUGUAACUGGAGCUGCGGGAGUCAGCGGACCAGAGAGCGUGGCGGGCCACCCCCGGCUCAGCCGGUGGAUGGUGACCGUCCCCUCGGAGAGUCGCGGCAGACAUGGCGGAGAGCUGGCUGCGCCUCUCGGGAGCAGGCCCGGCAGAGGAGGUCGGGCCGGAGGGCGGCCUGGAGGAGCCCGACGCCCUCGAUGACAGCCUGACCAGCCUACAGUGGCUGCAGGAAUUCUCCAUUCUUAACGCCAAGGCACCUGCCCUGCCCCCGGGGGGCACCGACCCCCACGGCUACCACCAGGUGCCAGGCUCCGCGGCGCCUGGGUCCCCCCUGGCGGCUGACCCUGCCUGCCUGGGGCAGCCGCACACGCCAGGCAAGCCCACUUCGUCGUGCACGUCGCGGAGCGCGCCCCCGGGGCUGCGGGCCCCACCCCCCGACGACGUGGACUACGCCACCAACCCACAUGUGAAGCCUCCCUACUCGUACGCCACGCUCAUCUGCAUGGCCAUGCAGGCAAGCAAGGCCACCAAGAUCACCCUGUCGGCCAUCUACAAGUGGAUCACGGACAACUUCUGCUACUUCCGCCAUGCCGAUCCCACCUGGCAGAAUUCCAUCCGCCACAACCUGUCCCUGAACAAGUGCUUCAUCAAGGUGCCUCGGGAAAAGGACGAGCCAGGCAAGGGGGGCUUCUGGCGCAUUGACCCCCAGUAUGCUGAGCGGCUGCUGAGCGGGGCCUUCAAGAAGCGGGGGCUGCCACCAGUACACAUCCACCCAGCCUUCGCCCGCCAGGCCGCACAGGAGCCAAGUGCUGCCCCCUGGGCCCGGCCACUGACGGUGAACACUGAGGCCCAGCAGCUGCUACGGGAGUUUGAAGAGGCCACUGGGGAGGCAGGCUGGGGCAUGGGUGAGGGCAGGCUGGGGCAUAAGCGCAAACAGCCGCUGCCCAAACGGGUAGCCAAGGUCUCACGACCCCCCAGCACCCUGCUGCUGACCCAGGAGGAGCAGGGCGAGCUGGAGCCCCUCAAAGGCAACUUUGACUGGGAGGCCAUUUUCGAUGCUGGCACGCUGGGCGGGGAGCUGGGCGCCCUGGAGGGCCUGGAGCUGAGUCCGCCACUGAGCCCUGCCUUGCAUGGGGAUGUGGACCUCACCGUCCACGGCCGCCACAUCGACUGCCCCGCUACCUGGGGCCCUCCGGUGGAGCAGGCUGCAGACAGCCUGGACUUCGAUGAGACCUUCCUGGCCACAUCCUUCCUGCAGCACCCCUGGGAUGAGAGUGGCAGUGGCUGCCUUCCCCCAGAGCCCCUCUUUGAGGCCGGGGAUGCCACUCUGGCUGCCGACCUGCAGGACUGGGCCAGUGUGGGCUCCUUCUUGUAAGAGGCCAGGCCCCACCCCACCUCUGGACAGUGCCCGAGUGAGAGCCCAAAACUGCCCCCCCAGCACAGGCCCACGGACACCCACCGCCCAGGCAGGGGCUGGGCCAGGUCUCCCAAGCCUGGUGUCAUGAGACUACAUGGCCACCAGCCCCUGCUGACCUCAGAUUCCAGCCCAGGAGGCUGAGAACUGGGUGCCCAGGACCAGAAUUGCUGCCUUCCCAUCCAGCUCCCUGUACACCAGUGUUUCAUUGAUCCAUGUCUCCCCUGCCCCCAGGAACAGGUGAAAGGGCCCUGCACCUUGAAAGCUGAGGCCCGGGGUGGGGGUGGGGGUGGGCUGGCCAGGCUGAGGAGGAACAGAAAGGGCCCUCCCCAGAGUGCCCAGACUCCCUCUUGCUUCUCCAGGUCUCUAUCCAGAGAAAGUUCCCAGGUACAACAAAUGCUAAUUAGGUGACAGCAAAUUAACCCCCUGGAGGCCUCUCCUGGCAAAGCCUCCCUGGAGCCUGGGGGGCAGAGGCUGGACUGGGAGAGUGGGGCAGAGCAAGGAGACAGAAAUGAGGGGAGCACAGGAUGGGGCAUGGAAAUCUUCCCUCAGACCUCAGGGUCUCGGCCAGGCCCCAUCCCCAGGGUAGCUGUAAAUGGCAAAUCUUUGAGCCCAACAUGAGACUGGGAUCAGCAGGAAGUUGAGGUUCUGAGGGCUGGGGCAGGGAUCCUAGGGGGUGGGGGGUGGGAACAGCCAGACUAACUUAGUGUGUGUAGCUGUAGCUGAGGCUUAACUGGGAGGGGCACCGAGCUUGCUGGAACCACUGGGACCAAGAAGAGGGGAGCCCUGUGCCCUUGCCUGUUCUUGUGGCAGGCAGACAGGCAGGUGUACCUUGCUCCACCCUGACCCCCUGGGCUGCAGCCCACAUCUACCCUCCUGCCCUAUGGGGCAAUUUAACCUUUUUCAUGGAAAGUUAUUUACAAUAAGAAAUUUUUAAAAAUAAAAUUUUUAAAAAUCU
Otolemur garnettii (small-eared galago) is the source of this 2622-nucleotide messenger RNA. RefSeq names its product forkhead box J1 (gene FOXJ1). Lineage: Eukaryota; Metazoa; Chordata; Mammalia; Primates; Galagidae. The transcript has 3 exons. Gene Ontology annotation, molecular function: sequence-specific DNA binding; DNA-binding transcription factor activity. Bases 360 to 1625 code for a protein of 421 amino acids. The record is from RefSeq and is a predicted model, not a curated record. Gene Ontology annotation, biological process: regulation of DNA-templated transcription.